Drosophila rhopaloa is the source of this 3071-nucleotide messenger RNA. RefSeq lists its product as uncharacterized. The record is from RefSeq and is a predicted model, not a curated record. Bases 168 to 2336 code for a protein of 722 amino acids. NCBI's taxonomy places the organism in Eukaryota, Metazoa, Arthropoda, Insecta, Diptera, Drosophilidae. The transcript is spliced from 3 exons.
CACAAUCGCGAACAGAGCGGACAUUUCGGAUUCGGGUCCGGAAAUGUGUGAUAGCCAAUUCUAAAAUAAUAACAGUAUUAAGAUUUUAUUAAAAUUAAAAAAUUAACUUAAAAGCAUUGUUUAAAUCUGUAUAACGAAGUUUAUUUUUGAUUUGUGUCGCCCUAAACAUGACAACCAUUAAAUACCAACUAAUUCCAACGGAUGAUGAACUACCCAGGGAGGAAAAGCCUCUAAAAUGGAUAGUAAAAAUAUGUUUUUUAAGUGUGGUGCUCCUGAUUCUAGCGUUGUAUAACCGGAGUCUCUCGGGGAACCUGCUAGACAAGACCACACCUUCGGAGGUCUCUAUGGAUACAAGUACGGUCAAAACUCCAUUGGUUUCUUCGAGUCUCUCUAAUAUUUUAUAUGACACCAGUACACUUAGUACUAUAAAAGUGACAAAGAUUACGAAGAGAUCUACUUUGAGUGCUGCAACAGAGACUAACAACUGGAACACAGGCUCCACCGAUAUCCCAACGGAGGAGAUUACAGAAACUCAACCGGAGGUCAGCACUGAGAGAAAUAUAAUACAUGUUGCCAAUGAAUCGACACCAGAGACCCCAUAUGCAUUAGAAACGGAAUCGGGGGUGAAAUAUUUCGUAAAUAGCCCGCAGUGUCAAAUGCGUUAUCCGGAUCCCUUCGCCAGCAACAUUCUGAAGAUCUACAAAAAGCAUAGCUAUAUAGUGUGUGAUAAGAGCAGGGACAUGAUCACAGUGAACUUUAACGAAACGGACAGCACCUACAGGCUUCACAUGCUGGAGAAAUGCGAGUGCUGCUACAAGCAGAUCCUUCGAGCAGGAGUUUCAACCAUGGCGGACCACCAGUACAAGCUACGUCCGUGUGUGAAAUUCCAGCAGGACUUCUUGGUACCAACCAACGUGACAGCCAUGAUUACCUACUGCCGCCGGCCCCCUUAUAAGAAAUUGUCGCAAACGAAUGCCUUCAGUUUUGUUCAUCCUCGGAAGGAACCGCCCAGAGCCCCGAAUCCAGACAAAAUGCCCAGUGUUUUGCUUUGGGGCAUCGAUUCCAUUUCCCGCAUGACCCUCGAGAUGACCAUGCCCCAGAUGUUUAAGUACCUAAGCGCACAGCACUGGUUCGAACUUGAGGGCUAUAACAAGAUGGGCGACAACACAUUUCCAAACCUGAUGGCGGUGCUCACGGGAUUCAACAAAACCUUCGCGAAAGCACAGUGCCGACCCGAUAAGGUGGGUGGCCUGGACGCCUGCCCACUUAUUUGGAAGGACUUCAAGGCGAGGGGCUACACAACCGCCUUCGCAGAGGACUGGAGUGGAUACUCCACAUUCGACUAUUUGAGCAAGGGCUUCUUUCGUCCGCCGACGGACGUGUACGGCCGACCAUUGAUCCUGGCCGCAGAGAAGGAGCUGAAAAUGACACAUGAGAGUGGUCUGCCUUACUGCUUGGGACGCAAACCAUCUGCCGAGUAUAUCUACGACCUGGGACUCCAGUUCACCAUGGUCAACCGUAACAGCACCUUCUUUGGCAUGUUCUGGACCAAUACCUUCAGCCACAACGACUUCUCUAUGUCCUCCGCCAUGGAUGCGAGGAUGGUGAAGUACAUGCGGACGUUGGACAAAAAUGGCAUAAUGGAUAACACCAUCAUCGUCUUCUUCAGCGACCAUGGUUCCAGGUUUGGACCAUUACGGAAGCUGGAUAGUGGCUUCGUGGAAGAGCGUCUGCCCUUCAUCUUCAUUCGUGUGCCGCUUUGGAUUCGGGAGAAGUAUCCGCAGUUCCUGCACAACCUGAAGCUGAACAGGAAUCGCCUCACUUCGCCGUACGAUAUCCAUGCCACCCUGAGGCACCUGCUGGAGCUGAACACUCCGCCGGAACAGCUGCCACGUCCCGAGGGCUGCCCCACGUGCCACAGCGUCUUCCUGGAGGUAGACUGGUCUCGCAAUUGCUCACAGGCUGGGAUCGAGGAGCACUGGUGCGCCUGUGAAAAAUUCUCAACGUUAUCCACAAUGGACGCCCGUGCCAAGAUCAUGUCCACUCAGCUGGUGGAGGCCAUCAACGGGUUUGUGGCUGGCAAAGAAGGGGCGGAAGGAUGCCAGCAGCUGAAACUUGACGAAAUAUCCUCGGUGAAGCAAAGGGGUGACACAAAUCUGUAUAAAAUCCAUAUAAGUGCCCAACCUGGUAACGCCACGUUUGAGGCGACGGUGCAGUGGGAUGAGAGUGCCCAACGGAUCUCCAUCCGGGUGCCCAGCAUCAGUCGCUUGGACACUUAUUUCGGGCUGUCAGAAUGCUCUUCGGUUAAGGAGACCAAAAAAUUUUGCAUCUGCUGAGUCCUGGACAACCGCAAGACCGCACAAAAAAAAGGACUCGCUACUGCAAUCGGUCGGAUCUCGGUGCCUUUGUUGUUGGAAGGUACCGAGGCCUAUCACUAGGGUUGAUCUUUGGGCGGAUGGUUAGUGGCUGACAACUACUUUGGCCAAAUAAUUGCGGCCUAGCGAUUGUGCGAAUGGGAAAUUAGUUGACAAUUACAUGCCAAUUGGCAGAUACUCGGGUAAUUGCCUUCUGAUUAAAAUAAGAUAGCAGCCCAAAAUUAACUUAAUUCCUUGCAAAUAUCUAUCUUAUUAGAUAUAUCUGCUUAUCCAAUUCCUCCCAGUUUGAUUCUUAAUUUUUGAGUGCAUACGAGCUGGUAAAUAUGGUAAUCUUAUUCCAAAGGAAACCUUGCUUUUCUAGAAUUAAUUUACUCUGUUAAUAUUGACAGUGCAAUUGUACUUUAAGGAGCCAAAGUGAUAAAAUGUUAAUAAAAUGUAUUUAUACAAUAGGUACUGCCAAAAAACUAUUAAGAAAAACAUUUCGUUGUUCGGAAGAAAGUAAAGUUUGCAUACGUUCCUUUUCAUACUUUAUAAACAUUGAUUUAGUUUACACGCCAUAUUAAAUAAAAACAUUUUAAAGUUGCGUGUGGAUUUCUUUAAUUGCUAUACGAUUUGUGAUUAUCCAUUCCUUAAAUUAAUGUUAUUAUAAUUACGAAAAUAAGAAUAUCGAAUAAUUAUAAUUAUGUUUUGUAAGUA